Messenger RNA from Dicrocoelium dendriticum, 2528 nucleotides. The record is from the annotation of a GenBank genome assembly. NCBI's taxonomy places the organism in Eukaryota, Metazoa, Platyhelminthes, Trematoda, Plagiorchiida, Dicrocoeliidae.
CAAAAUUCCGCCCUUGGUUAGAGCCCAGCUCCCAAGCUUCACCAUUUAGCCUGGUGUACCGGAACACGAAGUCCCUGCAGGCCAAUUAUUCAUGUCAAAAAUCAGCCACUCUUAUGUAGAAUAAUCAUUGGACUCAGAAUCCUCGACCACACACAUACUACACCCAGCAAUGCGUUGCAGCCAUUGUGGCAGCACGAAGUUCGACGAGGAUCGCGCUCGGGCGGACUUAGUGUGCUUGGAUUGUGGAAUGGUUAUCAGUCAAAAUGCGAUCAGUUCAGAAGUGGAGUUCAUCGAUACUGGCACCGGUGUUGCCGCCGCUGUUGGGCGGUUCGUGUCGGAUGAAAGUCAGAUUGCCGGUCAUGAAUCAAGGCAAGUUACUGAACACAGAGCUCGUCGGAGGAUUGACACGAUAUGUGGUCAUCUUAGACUUGGAGGCGACAUCGCCACGUCUGCCUUUCGUUACUACCAAAGUGCUUUGUUUCGCGGUAUUACUCGAGGUCGAGGCGCACUCCAAGUGGCAGCCGGAUGCGUAUAUCUGGCUGCCAGACAGCUUCAUGUCAACCUUAUGUUGCUUGAUUUGAGUGACGCUGUCGGCAUCAACGUAUACGUCCUUGGGCAUUGUUAUUCCGAUCUGAAGCGACAUUUACAUCUUUCGAUUCCGGAAAUGGACCCGUGUUUGUACAUAGAGCGGUUUGCUAGCCAACUGGAAUUCGGUGACAAAAUGCCCGCGGUUGCCACAACCGCCAUGCGUCUACUUCAGCGGAUGAAAAAGGAUUGGCUUGCGACCGGCCGCAGACCUAGCGGAUUGGCUGCUGCUGCUCUGCUGGUUGCUGCUAGGAUACACGAAUUCAAUCGCAACGAAGAGGACGUAGCAAGGAUUGCUCGUAUCAGUCAACAAACAGCGCGAAAACGAUUGGAUGAAUUUGGACGUACACCAACUUCAGCUCUCAGCAUUGAAGAUUUUUUCGCCGUUGACUACGAAGAAGAGCAGGAUCCACCGGCUUUCUCCGCCUCCAAAAAGUCGGAUGAGGCGGUCAAAGAGUUGGAUGAAACGGCUUUCGCUAAGAUAUCUGCAGAGAUCAAUGAACUGGAAAGGCGUAUUGAUUGUGAACUACAUGCACUGGCGGAGAAGCGCAGCUGCCGUCUGUUCCUUGGUAAACUGUCGGAGUUAGCCAUAACCUUGCCUGUUUUCAUCCUAUUUAGCUGGCUAAACACGAAUGCUGUUUUGCCUGCAAAUGUCGGACAGUCCAAAGGGAUUCAGUAUUUGCUCGAGGAAUCAUCGGAUAUUUCCGCAUCACCCCGUGGGGAUGAAGAUAGCAACACGACCCGCUCUGAUGCUUCCGACAUCUCCCAGCCCACAAAAACCAUUCUGCGCGAGGUGUUGGAUGGAAUUAUAGACCCACAACUGCUUGAUAACUGCGCCGAGGAUUUGCACAUUCUCACUAGGCAUUCCGGGGAAGAAAUGUGCCAGCUAUUACAGAGUGUUGAGGAGGCCAGAAACGAGGCCGAGAUCAACGGUGAUCCACGGAAUGCUUCAGAAUCUACCGACGAUAAACCAGAUGGUGUCAAGCAACCCAAGUUGCCCCUAUUCAUUCCUGAAGCAGUUGUCCCGAAAUCUGAAUUUCCAGAUACAACAGAUGGAACUUUGUCUCUUGAAGGAAUUGAUGACGCUGAGCUUGAACAGGAAUAUCUUCUGCACCCUCGGGAAGUAAUGAUCAAGGCGGCCAUUUGGUACAAGUGCAAUGCCGAAUAUCUACACUCCGCACGCCGUAAACGACUUGCCAAGAAGCGGCAACAAGAGGAGGAUGCGAAAAAUCCAAGAAAAAGGAGGACUAGAAGUGCGGCUGGUCAAAGGCGUUCACGCGCCAUGAACAAAUACGAUAGUCGCGACAAGUUUGAACCUGUGGCGGAGGAGUCCGAAGACAAGCCUAUUUCAUCUAAGAUUAAUUAUGAAGCACUGGAGGCCUUGGUCGGAUUUCCUUCGAAUGUGCCUUCUUCGUCAUUUGUUCCACCCAGCACACCUGGUCCUUCUAUGGUUUCUGAUCCAUCGGCACCUAUUCGGCCCGGGCCACUACUCGCCUCUACUUUGGUCCCCAGGGAGAGUGCCUCAACAUGUGCCCAAUCAGAGCUGCAUCCACGCUCAUCAAUAUUAACCAGACAGGAUGCUGUUAAAGCAGGUGGAACCAAGUCUGUCGCGUUUGCCGAACCAGGAUUCCCGAUUGGAUCGGUAGCGGAUAACGUCGUAACUCAGCCCGCGGAAUCUCUGCACCAAAAUGCGGACGAGAAUGAGGAAGAGGACGUAGACGGCGAAGAGGAUGAGGAAGCUGGCGUUGACCUGAUGCUAGACGACGACGAUGAUGAUGACCUCGCAUGGCAGCAAGGUGCUGAGUUGUGGUGAUCUGCCUGCUUUCACCUCCUACCUCCUGGCAUAAUCUCGCAUUGCUUCGCUUGAUGCUGUGGAAUGUUUUUUCUGUAUUUUAUGUAAAUAUAUUUUUCCUUCAUUUACACCUCAGGUUGCCGAAUAUUUG